AUGGUUUAUAUCGGGAUUGCCAACAGUAAUCACCAAGAAGAGCAAGGCUUAAGGAAACAAACAAAAACAAAUGCAUAUGUUUACCUUUUAACGUUGAUAGCCGCAAUAGGAGGUUUGCUAUUUGGCUAUGAUACAGGCAUUGUUUCCGGCAUAAUGUUAUUCUUACCACAUAACAAACAUAUCGGUGGUUUAUCAACUCUUUGGAAGGAGAUUAUAAUUAGUAUAACAUCCGGCGUGGCAGGUAUUGCUGCUCUAACUGCAGGUAAAAGCAGCGAUAAAUUCGGUCGUCGAAAAGUGAUAAUGUCAGCUACAACCUUUUUCAUUGCUGGCGCUAUUAUAUGCAGUGUUGCGUUCGAUCGAUGGACAUUACUCGUUGGACGUAUAUUGCUGGGAAUUGCUAUUGGAUUUGCAUCGAUGAUUGUACCUGUAUAUAUAAGUGAAGGAGCCCCUACGAGAGUACGUGGAAAAUUGGUAACUAUUUAUCAGUUCAUGGUGGCAUUCGGAUUUACAGUUGCUAAUGCUGUGGCGGCAUGGUUUGCUCGUUAUGAUCCAGUAAAUGUUGGUUGGCGCUUAAUGUUCGCAUUUGCUGCGGUACCAGCUUUAGUGCAGCUAGUCGGCUUUUUCUUCCUACCAGAAACUCCGCGUUAUCUGAUCAAUCAUGGACGUGAAAAAGAAACGCAAAAAGUGCUGAACCGAAUAUACGGUAAUGAUAAGGAAUGGAUUGCUUAUGAGAUGGGUGAAGUAACACGUGAAAUGCAACGUGAAGCAAUACUUCGUCAAGAAAACGGAGAUGAAUUCGUCCUACAUAGGGUACUGAGAACAGCUCAUGUGCGGAAAGCUUUGAUGCUCGGUUGCGCUUUGCAAAUGUUUCAACAACUUGCUGGAAUCAAUACUAUUUUAUAUUAUACUAGUACAAUCAUUCGUUCGGCCGGUGUACACGAUAAAAUUACAACAAUUUGGAUCUCAUGUGGUAUUUCAAGUGUACAAGCAGUUGGGACAAUAUUCCCACUGAAUUUGAUCGAGCGGCUUGGAAGACGUACCCUUGUACUAUCUUCUCUGAUCGGUGUUGUUAUCACAUUGUGUAUGAUGGGUGGUGCAUUCAUUCUUAUUAAUUAUGAUUCCACAAAAAUUGAUCCUGCGCAUGCCUAUAUCGGUAUAGAUAUGAAUUCUACCGACAUAAAUAAAGAACUACUGGAUUUAUGCGCUGGAUACAGAAAUUGCGAUGACUGUGUAACGUCAGAAUAUUGUGGAUAUUGUAGUUUAACAGAAGAGUCCUCGUCAUUAUCACCAAGUUUUGGGCAAUGCUUACCUGUCAAUCCAGAAAAUGCUCAACAUUCACAUUAUGGAUACUGCAAGGACGGUGCGGCCAAUGCAACUUUUUACUUAUUUACCGACGCUACCUGUAAAACUCGAUUUACAGCACUACCAAUAAUAAUUAUGGUGCUCUAUAUAUCUGUUUAUUCGUUUGGUAUGGGCCCAAUUCCAUGGGUUUUCAAUGCUGAGAUUUAUCCUAUCUGGGCGAGAGGCACAUGUGUCGCUUUAUCAACAUUUACAAAUUGGAUCUUCAAUCUUCUGAUGUCGUUAACAUAUCUCAGCUUAAGUCAAGCUAUCACCAAACAUGGUGCGUUUUUUUUAUAUGCUGGUAUUUCAUUUACUGGUUUCAUCAUCUUCUACUUUUUUGCUCCGGAAACACGCGGAAGACGUAUUGAAGAGAUUGAGCAAUUGUUCAUGAAUGAAAAAAAAGAAAUAAUACCUGCACGAAACCAACCACACAAAACAACCGUGUCAGGUUCUACAAGCUAA
This is a messenger RNA of Cercopithifilaria johnstoni, 1803 nucleotides long. The record is from the annotation of a GenBank genome assembly. NCBI's taxonomy places the organism in Eukaryota, Metazoa, Nematoda, Chromadorea, Rhabditida, Onchocercidae.